Messenger RNA from Trichomycterus rosablanca, 1416 nucleotides. It is a transcript of the gene foxh1, whose product is annotated as forkhead box H1. Gene Ontology annotation, molecular function: DNA-binding transcription activator activity, RNA polymerase II-specific; transcription cis-regulatory region binding. The record is from RefSeq and is a predicted model, not a curated record. Gene Ontology annotation, biological process: positive regulation of transcription by RNA polymerase II; transforming growth factor beta receptor signaling pathway. Gene Ontology annotation, cellular component: activin responsive factor complex. The transcript is spliced from 3 exons. Bases 1 to 1416 code for a protein of 471 amino acids. NCBI's taxonomy places the organism in Eukaryota, Metazoa, Chordata, Actinopteri, Siluriformes, Trichomycteridae.
AUGACAAAGCUCCGGGGAGGAGUGGGGUGGCGCGGUGCGCUCAGCCCGCACACGGAACCGGCAGCCCGGCUACAGAGCUCGAUCUCGCCGCGGUGCACCGGGACCGCCGAGGGAAGUUUGCGCCAUCGCUCCGCGGUCAUGGAUGGAGUUCUGACGCAAAGCGGCGGCGCAAUCGGGAGCGUCUUAUCCCAGUUAACCGGUCCUGAUGAGAAACCAGUGCCCGGACUGGUGGUUGAUGAUCGGGCUGGACUGAAUCACGGGGCUCCGAACGCUGCGCCCCGCCGGAUCUCCGCGGAUCAGCAGGACGGAGACUGGGCGCCCAACGCCGGCAAGAAGAAGAACUACCAGCGCUACCCGAAACCGCCCUACUCCUACCUGGCCAUGAUCGCCAUGGUCAUCCAGAACUCACCCCAGAAAAAACUCACCCUGUCUCAGAUCCUGAAGGAGAUCAGCACGCUCUUUCCGUUCUUCAAAGGGAACUACAAGGGGUGGAGAGAUUCGGUACGGCACAACCUGUCCUCCUACGACUGCUUCAUCAAGGUGCUGAAGGAUCCGGGGAAGCCUCAGGGAAAAGGGAACUUCUGGGCGGUGGAGGUGAGCCGGGUUCCUCUAGAGCUUCUGAAGAGGCAGAACACGGCCGUAUCCAGACAAGACGAGACCGUUUUCGCCCAGGAUCUCGCUCCUUACAUACUACAGGGACACGCCCCAAUCUCUCGGGAGAAUGAGACGGAGCCCACCAAACCCACCGAGCCGCCGACACGACGUUCCUCCCCCGCGCCGGACGAUCUUUAUCGUCCUAAACUGGACUCGUCGUUCGCGAUAGAUUCUCUCCUGCACAGCUUACGGCCGACUGAGAAUCUCAGAGGGCGGAGUGAUGGAUGGGGGGCGGAGCCUAACUCGCAUUCACCGUGUCCUCGGUAUUCGUGGUCCAACCGGAGCGCGUCUGCGAGUUCGGCCAGUCCCGCGUCGUCUUCAUCGUCGGACGAAGAUUGGCGAGGGAUGACGCGCAUCGACGUGAGGAAACGUGGGACGGACAGAGGGCAUCACAGAGCAGACGAUUAUUUCCCGCCGAACAAGAUCGCGAAGCGAGGUUCGGCUCCGCCCCCGUGGGAACUGCCCACUUCGUACGCCAAGUACACGCCCCCUAACGCCGUAGCCCCGCCCAGCAUGCGCUUCAACCCGAGUCCUUUCGUCCCGCUCGGGUCGGUUCCGUUCUACGGUCAUCACAUCGCACCCAAUCACUUCGGCGGACAUUCUUACUGGCCGCUUUUACCCAGUGGACACGUCUCGUUACAGGCUCCGCCCCUGCUGAUGGACUUGGACAGCAUGUUGCAGUCGGUUCCGCCCAACAAGAGUGUGUUUGACGUGCACCAGCCGCUGAAUCAGUACGGGACGCCGUUUACCAAGUACUCCUAG